AUGAUCCAGCUGGGGGUGCCGGCGAAGAAUGGCUCUGGAUCGUUUGUCGCAACCAGUCAACGAGAGCAGAAAGCCUCCGAAAUAGAAAACACUACAACAUCUGGAAAGGCAAAUCCUCAACCAGACCAAAGUGGACUAAGAAAUCGCUUCUCGAUCAAAAGAGCACCCACAGUCAUCGCCGAUUCAUCCACAGCGACAGCCACUCACCCCGUCGCCAGCAGAUCCCCACCCGUCUUCAACGGUCAACCGUCCAUCGCCGCAGCCACCGUCAUCGGCAUCCUGGUCUUUGCCGCUUUUCUCUUCCUAGCCAUCUGGUACAUCCGCCGGGCACGAAGGGUUCGCAGCCUCCGCAACCUGCAGAACCACAGCCAAGACCCCUUCAGCCAGUCCUCAGUAACCCUCGCAGAAGACACCAGCAAAGCCUUGGAAGAUUUCCUCAUGAAAGAUGUCCGACCCGAGCGGACCUCCCUCAUGUUCAGCCGCAGCCGCUCGCCAUCCAUCACCUUCGUCGUGGACGACGCACGGCGCAGGAGCUUGAGCAGACUGUACCGGAACAGCUACGACGCAUCGACAAGCAGCCUGAGCAAGCUGGAUACCCUCACUCGCGUCUCGGCAGACACGUCUCGACCAAGCUUCAUUGUCUCGGAGCUGACCGCCACUACACAGAGUACCUCCAACACCGCGACUCUGCAGGCGUCCAGCAACAGGGACUCUGCGACACCCCGAGCCUCCAUGUCCAUGUCCUCCACCGUACCCACGACGAUCCGAUCCUCGCAGCUGUGGACGACGACCACCGGUACAACCGCGAACAGUUCUCUGCUCAGCUGUGACGCUACCAGCUCCCAGGCGUCGCCGACCAUGUGCCACAGCUCAAAUUCCCCGCCGAGCUCGGCUAGCUCUUUGGCUCGCUCGUAUCCCUCGAAUGCGUCUCGGGCUUCGAGUCGGCGGUCGGGGCAGGGCCCGCCACAGUUUGGCGUCCGCUUGAGCUACGACAGCGCGAGUGCUCGACGGUAUCAUGUUAGAUCUCACAGCCGCUCUUCUCAGGGUACAGUUGUGUCGCCGGUUACCGAGCCUGGCAGCAGUUCGAGCCAGUGCCCAUCUAUCUCCUCCACUCCGCCGCCUGGGCUCCGGCUCUCUGAGGCUUAA
Messenger RNA from Penicillium canariense, 1146 nucleotides. RefSeq lists its product as uncharacterized. Bases 1 to 1146 code for a protein of 381 amino acids. The record is from RefSeq and is a predicted model, not a curated record. The transcript has a single exon. Lineage: Eukaryota; Fungi; Ascomycota; Eurotiomycetes; Eurotiales; Aspergillaceae.